Colletotrichum godetiae is the source of this 804-nucleotide messenger RNA. RefSeq lists its product as uncharacterized. NCBI's taxonomy places the organism in Eukaryota, Fungi, Ascomycota, Sordariomycetes, Glomerellales, Glomerellaceae. The record is from RefSeq and is a predicted model, not a curated record. The transcript is spliced from 2 exons. Bases 1 to 804 code for a protein of 267 amino acids.
AUGGCAGCGGAGACCCGAUCUUAUGGCAACGAUGCAUUCUCACUUUAUGGCUAUGAAACAUCCUCAAGUCAUGGCGAUUCAUCCGGCGACUCUGGUGUCUCCGACCUAGAAGAUUCCAGUGAAGUAGCUCUUGACGUGUUGGAACGUCACGGAAAAUACUGGGACAGCCAGUCGAUCGAAGGCUGGAACAUCCAGUCAGUCAAUUACGGAAGGUUCAUCAUCAGCGACAAAUCUACCAGAUUUGUGACGGGAAAUUUCGGCAUCAGAGCAGAAUCACUUGACUUUGAUUAUUCAGAUUGCAGGCAAGUCGUUACGGAAAGGCUCUCGACGUUACGCCUUCGCAUGACUACGUUUGCGUUUGCAUUACCGGAGCGACGGUUCCAUCGCAUCUCUUUGAAGAGCUCUCUAAGUACCGCUGUUGCCGGGCUAUUCAAUGAGACAUCCGCUGAUCAAAAUGGAAUUAGUUCCCUCCAUGCCGAAGCUAUCGUCGACAUUCAAUUCGGCGGACUGAUUGCAUCGCCGGCGAAGCCCCAUGACGACCCUCCAGCAAACGAGACACUGGCCAAACUACGUACAGAGAGAGUGCAUGCAGAGAUGAUACAAAUGGUCAAACGGAUGAUGGAGGAAGCUGGACUUGUGUCUCGGGGCACAAGCUCAUUUUCUGUACCCCCCACAUCAACAGUGGCGCGAGCAUUUCAGACUGGAGACCUGUGGAGGACACCGAGAGCAAGAAAAGGAUUGUAUGGGUAUCUUUCUACCUGGGCAAACCUUCAACCGGAAGCAGGCGUAGAGAUGUUACUGUAG